AUGUCCUCUACUGAGAGACAUCUCAAUGGUGACCUCAAUGCUUUGGAAAUGUGCAGGGGCAUCGGUAGCAGACCAGACUCUGGUUUUUCUGAUAUCAUUGCACGAAGCAGUACCAUGGGCGAGGUCAGCGAUAGCAGCUUCCAAGACUCACUUAUUCAACAAUCGUCCUCAUAUGGAGUCAGAUCGCCGUUCGGAAGAUCACCCAGUCAGGAAACGUCUAGGUCAUGGAGACCUCUGCAAAGUCCACUUGUCAUUCGACCUAUAAUGCCAAUGAAUUCUGGACGAGCAUUUCGACCCAGGUCAGCGCCUCUAGCACUUAGUGGUUUCUCCCUUUUGGAAGACGAAGAUGAAGAUGCGGAUGAUGAGAUUAGCGAUCAUGAUCCAGUUUCCAGUAGCAGCAUUACCUCCAAUAGAUAUCAGUCCCAACCAAGUCAUAAUCAGGCCCAAUCGAUUGGAAAUCUCAGUGAACAUUCCCCUCCACCACCUGCCGUCUUUAUUCCACGGGAUCGUAGGAGAAAUACAGGUUCUUGCAUUUUUGAAAUGUGCCGAUGCUUGGGAAGUCGCCUAUCGUCAUCCUCUCGAUCAUCUAACCACCGACAGCUGCUGAGUUUAGACACCCGAUCUGUUGCUACCCAAACAUUUGCUCCCUCUUUCCUAGCCAGUUGUCCACGGCCAACUCCUCACAGACGUCUCUUUGCAGCUGUUCGACCUCAAUCGGCUCCGUUGCAAGAAGAGGAGGAAGAAGAAUAUGAAGGGGAGGGAAAAGAAGGCUUGGAAGGAGUGCAGAAAGAACCUCAGGUUGCAUCCUCCUGGGGUGCUCACCAGCAACCCCCAAGUCCCGCUAUGUCAGAGGCUGUUGGUUCUGCAAAAUCAUCAGCUCUCGAUCAACAACAGUGUUGUCACUACUGCCUCUCCCACUCUUCUAUUGGUCGUCCUCAAUCACCUCAGGAAUACUCGCAAUCUUCAUCCGUGUUUGUGUUCGGGGAGGAAAUGCUCGAUCUAAUGGAUGAAUGUGGGUCUGCAUCUAGCCCUUGCUCUAGAUUUCAACAACCUCACGCUGAAUCUCCGGUCGGAGGCGCGGAGGUAAGAUCGCCAGAUCAUGAGAUGUUGCUCGAAAUUGCCCCAUACCUUGAAGCACCGCAGCGCCCCGCUUUUGUACGUCUCAGGUCAGCUUCAGCUCCUACCGACGUUAAGGACUGCUGCGAACCCACGAAACUACGACAUCGUCCUGUCCGAAGACGUUCACGUAGGCAUUCUUACAACUACGAGAAUCUGGCCAGUAUUGCUCAACGCAUGGCGGACGCUGGAGAUGCAUUUCACACACUCUACGAAUCAGGCCAUCGGACAAAUUCAUUGCAGUGGUUGUCCUCAAGUUUGGUUGACAUGGUCUCACGACCAAUAGGAGUUCUAUGUGACCUAUGGACUUCAGGGACGUUAGAUACAAGAGAUGUGCAAAACGAUUCCGUUCGUCAACUUCACCAGCUUUUAGCAUUCUUAGAUCUGGAAGAUUGUAAGGAUGUUUUGCGGAAAAUUGGAGUUUUGAGUUUCCAAAAUUUGGAAGAGGUUGAUGAAAAGGAGUUGCGAGAGGUUUUACCGGGUCCAGCAGUAGGCCGAAUUUUGGCAUAUUAUCGCAAAUUUUCUUCCCUCGGUCCGAAGAAAAAUAAAUAUCCACCAUUGAGAUACUUUCUGGAACAGCUUCACCUGGCAAAUGCUGAGGCUGAUUUGAAAGAAAAAUUAAAGAUAUCUCGCGUGGAACAUUUAAAAUUUACCACCGAAGAUCAUCUUCAACAGGUCGUUAGCAAGGAAGAUGCAAAACGAAUAAUAAAGGCUUAUAAAGAAUUGAAGUGCAAUCCUUUCAAGAAGAUGAUGAAGUCUUAUGGAGCUAAAUUUAAGGAAAUGAUAUUCCGUUCGAAAAAUGGCUCUCAAAAGCACGAUUCUUCAGAAAGGUAA
This is a messenger RNA of Rodentolepis nana, 1950 nucleotides long. The record is from the annotation of a GenBank genome assembly. Lineage: Eukaryota; Metazoa; Platyhelminthes; Cestoda; Cyclophyllidea; Hymenolepididae.